This is a messenger RNA of Ictidomys tridecemlineatus (thirteen-lined ground squirrel), 3293 nucleotides long. The record is from RefSeq and is a predicted model, not a curated record. Lineage: Eukaryota; Metazoa; Chordata; Mammalia; Rodentia; Sciuridae.
UGAGACCUGAGCAGUGCCAUUGACUGGGACAGGGCUGAGCAUGGCACAGCUCUCAGGGCAUGUGCCCACACACCCUCUCUGUUCCAUAAGCUGCAACACAUGCGCACACCUGGCAGCUGUAUUCUGCCACUGCAGCAUGGCCACACCCACUACCGUGUUGAUUCACGUGUGCCUAAUGUCCCACAGAGACACCUGAGGACAUGGAUGAGCUCCAGGGUGCAAGAGCACAUGGGCUAAGGGCAUGCAUACGAGGCUGUGUGCUUACCUGGAGCGUCACCCAAGGGGUGCCAAUGCCAGGGCUGGGUUCCCAUGGGGAGGGGCGUGUGCUGAGUGGCUGCCAAAUGUGAGCUCAGCCUCCUGCUCCCCUGGGGCUGAGGAGCAGGUGCCCGCUAUGCAUGGGGCCCUAGGGCUGAUAUGGCAGCAUCACCUGGCACAGCCCAGAUCCCUCCCCUUCAGGCGGGUCCAGCUGCUAUCACUGUAGGAGUCAGGUUCACAAGGCAGUUUAGUUGCAUGCCACCCACUGAGUCAGGCAUGAAGGUGAAUGGGGACUGCAGUGACCCUGUCCCACUCCUCCUGCACCCCAGUGCUCAGCUGCACAGACCAAGAUGCUUGGCAGGCUGGGAUCACUGACGUCUGGAACACCUGCAUCUGAAGACCACGUGACAGGGAACAGCCCUGUCUCUGAGGCAUAGGCAGCACCUCUGCCAACCACAGAUGUGCUUCCUGCUCAGGCAAGACGGAGGCGGCUGCAGCCCCAGGCACAGGCUAGACAUCCCGUGUGACGCUGGACAUGACCCUCUUGGUGCCUGAGGCCCACCCCUGCCACAGUCUCUUGCUAGUCCAGGACCUGCCCCCUCGGGACACCUCAGCCAGGAUGACCAGGGCUCACUGCCGCUCAGCCGUGGGCCCCAGAGUGGGUACCCUGGCGAGUCUGGGCCUCACCCUCUUCCUGUCCCUUACUGCCCACUGCUCCCAUUAUCAAGCCAAGGGCUUCCCCCAGGGAGAGCCGGACAUUGCUGGGGCUGACCAUUGGGCCAGGGUCAAAACCUCCCUCCUGCAAGACUUUUGGUGCCAGCCAGCCAGCCAGCUGCCUCAGGAGCAUCUCUCGGCUCUGAUCAGGUGCCUGGCCACCCAGCAGGUAUCACUCAAAGCCUGGCAGCUCAGCUGCUUGGCCAACCUUGCCACGUGGCGCGGCCUUCAGGGUGACUUCAGGCUCCACCCGCCUGACCUCCUGCUCUUUUACAACCUGAGCCAGGUAAGGGAAGCUGACUGCCGGGCCUUCACCCACCGUGCUGCCCAGGGGAACACAGAGCUGCUGGCCAACCUGCCUGACCAGAGGAUGACCCUGAGACACACAGCUCUGGCCUGCCUGGGGGCGCCUCACCUGCAGCUCAGUGCCUCAGACCUGGAGCUCCUCGGGGUCCUGGUGUGUGACAUGCAGGCAUCCAGCAUCGUGACCUCAGACCCUCAUGUACUGCAGAACCUGCUACGCUGUCCCCGGCUGACUGCUGCCCAGAGUGUUGCCCUCAACAGCCUGCUGGCCAGUGGGAGGACCCAGCUUGGGCCUCCCAGCUCCUGGAACCUGAAGGGGCUACAGGCCCUGGGAUCCCUGAUCACCUACAUCAGCCCCCAUGUGUGGGCACAGGUACCAGAGGCUGUGGGCCUGGACUUCUUCUACAGAGUGGUGGCUGCCUGUCGGGCAGGACAGCUCAGCCAGCAUGACGCCAGGCACUUCGUGACCAACUUCCUCGAAUCCAAGGCUAAAUUGGCAUCCUGGAGGCCCAAGCGGGGUGCAGCCCACCCUGCCGGGAGGCCCUGUACCCAUGGCAACAUCACAGCCGCCACACUGCGUGACAACCUGUUCCUGGUGCACUAUGACUGCGCCCAGCUCCAGUCGUGCUUGGGAGGCCCCGUGCUCAGGGCCAACCUGGACCCCCUGCUGCAGCACCCCCUGCCUGCCGAGUGCCAGCGCAUCAUCAAGGCCAAGCUGGCCCAGGUCUACCCACAGGGCAUCCCUGAGGACCAGCUGCGGCUCAUCACCUCGCUGGUCUACCUCUUCUCACGCACUGAGAUAGGCCAGUGGAACAUCACAUCCAUGGACACGGUUGUGGCCCUACUGGCCUCGGAUGUGGCUCUGGAGAACCAGACAGAGGCAGUCCUGCAGAAGUUCCUGGACCAGAAUGGUACGGUCACCAGUGCCCUUCUGGUGGCCAUCGGGGGCUCCCGCCUCUGCUGGAUGAGCCCCCAGCAGAUCCAGACCAUCCAGCCCUCAGAAUUCCGGCUGGCUGGGGUCCUGGACAUCUCCUCCUGCCCUCAGAGCCAGAAGGACGUGCUCUUUGCCAAGGCUCGCGAGGCCUUCCACAACACCAGGUCCACGGCUGACUACUACCGCUUCAUGCGCCCCUACCUGGGUGAGCCCCGCCUGUGGGUGGUGCCCUCCCAGAAGCCCCCCCUGCCCCUUCUCAUCACUGCCCCCCCAGGUGGUGCCCCAGUGGAGGAGCUGCAGCACCUGGCCCAGGCCAAUGUCUCCAUGGACAUCGACACCUUCACCAACCUCAACCCACGAGUGCUCCAGAGCCUGAGUGUCAGCAACGUGACCACCCUGCUGGGGCAGAAUGUGGGGGACCUGCAGAAGGCCCGCAGCCACCCCACGGUCAGCUCCUGGCUGCGGAGCCUCAGCAGCUUGGCCCGGGAUCAGCUGGGCCUAGACGCUUCCCACCCUGGGCCCAGCCCUUCCUAUGCAGCCAGCAAGCCCCCCAGCAUCACCCACCCCACACUCCACUUGACCUCCACCUCAGGCCUGCCUGAGAACUACACCUCGACCCCCAUUGCAGGAAGCCCCCCAGUCCACCUGGGUUUUUUGCCGCUCUCUGUGGCCCUGCCUUCUGGCCUUCUGUGGCUGCUGCUGCGUCGCACAUCUCUGAGCCCAGUGGGGAUUGCUCAUGGAGCACCAGGACCCUGGCCAAUGCAGACAGUGCUGCCCCAGGGUGACCAGGCCCACAGGCACCACAUGCAGGAAACAGGGGGCUGCUAGGUGGAGCUGGCCACCUGCCCAGGUUGUGGCUCAGACCCUAAGCCCCAGGGGGACAGCUGUGUCCCACCUCUCAGGAGGCCUGCAGGGCUGGCCCCUCAUGCCUUGGCUCCCAGGAGCAGAGACCUGACCAGUUACAAGCCCAGGUGGGACAGAAGAUGAGGCCCAAGUCUCCUGCCUCCUCCAGGACACCUGGGCUGGACAGGACUUCAAGGUCAUUGUUCUCCCUGGUGGAUCAGAAUAAAAUGUAAGGCUAUCCUGC